CCGGGAAAUAUGGAUGUUAGUCAGAUAACAUGACAAAUCACCAAUUUGCUGCAGUCUCACUUCUUCAUUUACAUUAUUGUGCUAAAUUUUGAUUCUAAAUUGUGUUGAAAUUUGUGAGAGAAGAACGAACGUUCCAGAUUAUGUACACUAAGAUGUGAUCAUUGGUGGAUAUAUAAAUACAAUUGAACAGGAUAUAUUGUGUCCUCUGAACAACUGUCCAUGUACGAUGCACAAGCUAUUCAGCAAGGAGACGACUUAGGAUAGAGUCUCCUGGUCUGCAGAUUGCGAUCAAAGAUGGUUCGUUAGCUGUUGGAUAGAGAGAGCUUACUUAUGUAGACAAGGCAGGGAUUAUUGGUGUUUUACUCAGCGUAGACCAGAAAAUUAAGAUGAAUUUCAGCUCAUCUUACCUCAAACUCCAGGACGGCCCUCUGCCAACGUUUGGAAAACCUAAGCCCAAAAUGAAGAAGCCCAGCCGACUAUUUUCUCUGGUGAUUGUAGUGUUGGGGCUGGGGAUCAUUCUGACGAUAUUGAAUAUCUAUGAACUUCAUAAAAUGAAAGAAACUGGUGUUCUACAGCAAGCUAACCAGCCAGUGGUGGAAGGGAAGACAGGAAAGUAUGCUGUCAGGACACCGGUUGUCUGGGUAGCAGGCAAAAAGCUGGAGUCUGGGUACCUGAAACACGUUUUUGGGGUAUUUGACAGGAUUGGAUAUGCUCUUGGUAAUGGCGAGUCAGAUUGGGAUGUGUUGUGGUCUCAUGAGUAUCCAUUCGAACAGCUGGCCAAGAAAAUGUCUGUCCUGAAGCCCCAUCAGAAGGUAAACCAUUUCCCAGGGUCAGGGUACAUCACCAACAAGGUCAGUUUGGCCGUCUCUGACAACCCCUACAUACCCAGGGCAUUCAAGAUCCCUAAGGAGAAGGACAAAUUUCUUAACUAUGCUAGGGAGAACCCUGAAACCCUGUGGGUCCAGAAGAGGAACAGCCAUAGAGGAAUCAGGAUCAAACGCGUGCAGGAGUUGGACCUGACAGAUAAAGACUCAUUCGUCCAGAUGUUUGUGGACAGACCAUUCCUCAUCGAUGGCAGGAAGUUCGACAUUGGUGUGUAUACCAUACUGACGUCAAUAAAUCCCUUGAGAGUUUAUACGCUGGACUCGGAUGCCCUGUUCAGGUUCUGUUCCCAUGACUACUACCCAUUUGAUGCUAGAGACAUCAAAAAGUAUGUCGUUGGAGAUGACUACACACCAGUGUGGGAGAUUCCAUCAUUGAAGAAGCUGUACAGAGAUUUAAAUUUCAACUUUAAAGAAACUUUCAAUGCCUAUUUAGAAAGUAAUGGUCACAAUUCUCGUAAGCUUUGGAGUGAUAUCAGUUCUGCCAUUAAAACCGUGUACUUACAAAAGGAGGCUGCUAUUAUUUCUUCAACAAGUCGAUAUUCUUCUUCGAGAAAUUUCUUUGAAAUGGUUCGGUUUGACUUUGCCUUAGAUGAGGAUUUAAAUGUUUAUCUGAUGGAGGUGAAUAUGUCUCCUAAUCUGUCCUCUGGACACUUCCAUGAAAACACCAGGCUGUAUGAACAAGUGGUUUUUAAUUUACUGAGUCUGGUCCUUGUCACUAGACCAGUUACCAACGAUUUCAGUAAAAGUUCAGAGGAUGAGGCCAACAUGAGGGUUUCUGACAAAGACAUUUCCGUAUUCCCCGAGUGGUGCCUCAGUAAGGCCUGUCUACACAGCUGUGGAGAUGAGGUUUGUAAAUUGUGUAGCCAGUGUCUGUCUAUGGCGAUGAAGGAAACCCUGAAGUUGGCCUAUCUAGAGCAUGUCAAUAAAGGAAACUGUGGCCGUGUUUUGCCCAGGAAAAUGAAUGAAGAGUUUGCCUUGCAGUGGACUCCGUCUUCUAAUGACCCCGAGUUCCAGACUCUGAACUUGAAAAACAAAUUAAUGUACAUGUGGAUUGUGGGCAAGUGUCGACAGAGUGCCACCUGGUGUUAAACCAGAGAAACAAAGAACCAGAGAUAAUUACCACUCAAAGAAUGAACAAUAUUGCUGAACCAAUUACAAAAACCAAAGAGAACCUACACAGGUCAUCCAUUAUCAAAUUAGAUAUGAGGACAUCAAUUUCCAUCGUCCAAUGAGGAAAUAGGGAAACAGUUCAGUAGAUGCCUUGAUUGGCUUUUCUGGGUUUUUGCCUUGAUCUAACAAAACUUCAGUGACCUGAUGUGUAAUAAUGCUUGAAUGAGAGAAAACUUAUGAGUCCUGGCUUGGAUUUCUCGGGGGGAAAUCUCAAACUUCUUUUAUUUGAGCAGUCAAUAUUUGAGUAAAAUAUCAGACUCGAGUUUUGACUGAAGUUUAUUCUUUUUUUUUUUGGUUGAGAAAUCCAACCUGUGAUAUGCAUUUGUAAUUUUUGGAUGGAGAAUGAAAUGAUAUGAUAGAAUAAGAGAUUUUUGAUUGCCUUGUUAGUGGUUUGUUAGAUUUUCAUUUCCUGUUAUACACAUGAACUACGGAGAUCAUUCCUUGUCCAUCAAUGAUCAUUCCAGCACUAUACAAAAACUUGAACCAUUUUAUAGGUUACAUGAUAUUUUAUUUUAAUGUACCAGUACUUUCGUUUUCAAGACUAUGAAAGCAUUAAACACUACUCAAUCCUCAUAUCAAAAUAAAUUAUUUGUGCAAUGUAUAUCUAAAUGGAAAAGGUGAAACACACUUUCCUUUACUUGUGUUGUGUUUUAUACAUUUUCAUUAGUUUUAACAUAUACAACAUAUUUUUUUUUAUAUAUCUUUCUUGAUACAGUAUUGGGUAUUAUAAAACUCUAUUUUUGUAUUGCAUUGUUUAAUGUUGCACUUCUAAGGACACAGAGAUAUGAUUCUCAGGUGUCAAUGUACUGGAAAAUGCACCGUCCUCCAUAAAUAGCACACAGACAGUUGUCCAUUAAAAUACAAAGUACUUGGGUUGUAUGCUUUUUUCUUGCAAUCACAGUAGAAAGAAAGUAUAACAUAAUUUAUACAAUGUAUUUACGUAGGUACAUGUAAUAUACAGGCAUACAAUAUACUCAUUCCCAUCAUGACUUUUUAAGAUACUCCCUACUUGGAGAAAAUUUAUUUAUCUCCACACUGCAUAAUAAGUGUUCAUUUCUCCAGCAAGAAUACAACCUCUUUACAGUGGAGAAUUGCCUUGAUCUGCAGUUAUUUUUAGAGGACAGUGUAUAUAUACAAGUAUUUUGUUGAUCUUUGCUAACAUAUCAUAAUAUUUAUUGGUGAUUUUUUCCCCCGUGUUAUGGGGUAAGUUACUCUUUCAUGUUGUAACUGAUUAGAUGUGAUAUUGAUAUUGUCAUUCCUCUCUAGGAUUGGACAACAUGGAGCCUCAGAAAGAAGAUUCUUUAAAUGCUGUUUUCUGUGCAAUUUUCAUUUAUAGUGCAAUAUCAACUAUCAGUAAGUUACAAAAUUAUACAUUAUACAUACCGUGUAUUAGGAACAGAGCUAUGGGAGGACUUUAUUGUCGCAUUGAAAGUGAAGAAAAUAAAGUUGGAUGAAAAUGC
Molecule: messenger RNA, 3514 nt
Organism: Ostrea edulis (European flat oyster)
Lineage: Eukaryota; Metazoa; Mollusca; Bivalvia; Ostreida; Ostreidae
Product: probable tubulin polyglutamylase ttll-15
Exons: 17
Coding region: 387-1973 (528 amino acids)
Biological process (GO): protein modification process
Source: RefSeq, a predicted model, not a curated record